CAACAUAAUCUGCUUGGAUUUGUCCGUGUGCUGUUCGAUCUCAUAAAAUGAGCAGCGAGGAGAAGGCCGGUGUGUUUGACGCCUCAGAGGUUAAAGACUGUCUCAGGGACAGAGGAGCAUCCAGACAGGAACAAGAGGAGAAACUGGUCCUGACAGCCUGGGAGAACACGCUCGACCUCUGUGAGGACUCCAGAGCUGCAGGCCCGCCUCAGUCUUUCCUGGCUCGGCAGAGGCAGUCCACCCAGGCCAGGAGGGCGCUCUGCCGCCGCCGGCUGCCCAGGUAGGAGGCUUCUUUUGCAGGGAGCGGACGGCCCAGUCGUGGGCAGCAUGGGAAUCACAACGAUGGAAGAAACUGUACUCUC
Salarias fasciatus (jewelled blenny) is the source of this 362-nucleotide messenger RNA. RefSeq names its product protein Hook homolog 3-like. The record is from RefSeq and is a predicted model, not a curated record. The coding region runs from base 48 to 284 and encodes 78 amino acids. NCBI's taxonomy places the organism in Eukaryota, Metazoa, Chordata, Actinopteri, Blenniiformes, Blenniidae. The transcript has 3 exons.